This is a messenger RNA of Schistosoma haematobium, 26381 nucleotides long. Its product is annotated as Forkhead box protein N3. Gene Ontology annotation, biological process: regulation of transcription by RNA polymerase II. The record is from RefSeq and is a predicted model, not a curated record. Gene Ontology annotation, molecular function: DNA-binding transcription factor activity, RNA polymerase II-specific; RNA polymerase II cis-regulatory region sequence-specific DNA binding. NCBI's taxonomy places the organism in Eukaryota, Metazoa, Platyhelminthes, Trematoda, Strigeidida, Schistosomatidae. The coding region runs from base 10173 to 11831 and encodes 552 amino acids. Gene Ontology annotation, cellular component: nucleus. The transcript is spliced from 5 exons.
AGUUACACUUUCUAAUAUAACUCGUACCCACCAAGAGCAAUCAAAAGACAGAAUCGAGGAGAUCAGAAAUUGUAUUUGACGAUUGUUAAUAUAUCAGAAUUGUCUGAUCUAAUCUGGCUAGCGAUUGCAGUAGAUGCUGAACACGGCGUUCCCACACGUGAUCUGGUGCGAAUGCCUGGCCGAGCACCUUCAGCUAGAUGAGUCCACUAAAACUAAUCUGGUCAGCGUUCAAUGUCGAGAACUUACAGAGCUUUUUUUUCUGGAUUCAUUUACCGCUACAUUCUUAACAUGACAGUGAUUGUUUACCGGACGACUUGUCAUUGGUGUUAAUACAAGCUGAAAAGGUCAGUAUCAAUGUCAGAUGACUAUAAAAUUGUUUGCCGAACGUAACCAGUUACCAUAAUAUAUUCCAGGAACUCAAAUAAGUGUUUACCAUUUAUAUAUUUAUCCAGCAAUAUUUUGAAUAAACUGCAAAUUAGGUCACAUAAUAGCUAUCUUUUGGACUGCGAUUUACUUUGAGCUACUAAAUGGGAAAUUUGCAUCUUGUACCGAUUUUCUCAAGUGUAUGAGUUACACUCGAUCAAAGUUUCAAUUGCUUUUUCUAUACUCCUUCACCGGAAGUCGUUUGGCGCAGUCGUUGUUAAUGACGCUUUCGUGUCUUUCAAGUCUAAUAAUGGUGUAAAUCUUGGUUGGUAGUUAUUUUCACUUUGGUAUGUUAAUAAAAUAUUUGAUGAUGUGUCUUGAUGCUAUUUUUUGCUGAAGCGUGCACAGACCUUGUCAGUAGAUUCAUUUGCAAAUAUUUCGGUCACUUUCUAUUUCAGCUCUUUAUUAUUGUAUGGAUAAAAGGCAUUCACAUGCUCCAUACUCUUAUUCUGAUAUCGAUAAAUUAUCUCCAUUAGAUGUUGAUAUGACCGUCAUAAGCAAUCCAGAUUCUGAUAAGAGUGGCGUUUUACUGGACACAUGGUCUGUAAAUCACUCCAGUGAUUUAGUUUCAACCCCAAAUGAUUUGGUUUCUUUGGCAUGGCUUCAGAAAAGAGAUAUUUUGCAGAUAGCUCCGUUAGAUGGAGAAGAGGACGGGAGUGAUUCCGUUAGUUCGGCAAUCGCCGGACAAACGGAGGAUGACGAUAAUUUCGAGAGCAAUCCUAUCGUGCACAUGGAUUCGUUGGAGCCUGUUGUCAACCGUUCACCUUCACUAAUGCCUGUAUCACAGUUUUCAAUUCUAGACAGAUGUGUCCGACGACCUGCUUCUGUUUCUGGAGAUCAGCUCUCUCAUAACGAACAAUCGCGUUUCUCAACCAACCCUACUGUUCCUCUUGGCACCCAUGGUCUUACAAAGCCGAAUUACAGCUAUACGCACCUUAUAUUUAUGGCAAUUGAGUCUACUCCACAAAAAUGCAUGACUGUCAAUCAAAUUUACAACUGGUGUGAAUCAAAUUUCCCAUUCUAUAAACAUGCUGGUGUUGGAUGGAAAAAUUCUCUUAGACAUAAUCUUUCGAUCAAUAAGUCUUUCAAACGCCUACCUCGUGAUAGCCGUAAUGAACCUAAUAUUUUGAACUGUCGUAGCCUCGAUAUGCUGUGCUCUCAGAAACAGGAGCAUGAGGAUUUUGAUGAUGAUGAGGGCCCCGGUCGAGGUGCUUUCUGGACAGUUGAACCUCGUGAACGCGCAUCUUUGCUAGACGCUAUUAAAAGAAAUCCGUGGAACUUCGCCAAUGUGACUGCUAUGGGAUGUCACUUAUCUGAUGGUUCUAACAACGUUACUUCCGCAUCUGCAUAUCCAGUUAGACGUUUUGGUCUUGCACAUAGCGCUCCUAGUCACCUUUUACGAGCCGAGGGAUUGGGAAAAGAUAAACUUGAGUCAACCCCACACAUCCGUUUAUUGUAUACUAGCGAUGGUCAAGUCUUGGCAACUUAUGAUGCUUCAUUUGUUGAUCCAUCAAAAUUUGAAUAUGAUAUGACUGCCAGUAAGGAGAGUGCUGCAACCUUGUCUUCUGAUGUUCCUUUAUCCGAUCACAGAUAUUGGACUUCACCAUCUGGAGACACUGCCAGCACUGAUGGUGCGACGGCUGAGGUUGAAUGGCCAGCCGAAGAAGAGGAGAAGUAUUUGGAUACUUUACGCUUAUUAAACGAAGGAGAAGAAACAGUUGCCAAGUCACAAUCAACUAUAACAAAACCCCCAGAUGAGAGUUCAAUGAGGUAAUUUCCCUUAAAAGUUCCGGUUUAUCCACCAUUUACUUGAGUUUUUGUUAGUGAGGGUUUAGCUUCAGCUAGCGCUAGUCCAAGGGACGAGAUCGCCUUAUCAAAGAUCUUAAAACAUGAUCUUGACCAACUGUAAGGUUGGUUAUUGAUUGAUUUAUUAUAAAAAUCCAUGUCAACUGCAUAACUGUCAGUUUUAACCGUCUUUCCUGGCAUGUCACUUGUUCUGUUUGGUGUUUGUAGAUGUAUCAGGUUAGUUGUAUUUACCAGCUUAAUAUUUAGGGAGAUGUAACUGCUUGUUUCCGUUAUGCCUUUACUUAAAAUCACUGUUAACUUGUGGACAUCGAAGCCUGGUUGGUUAGAUCUCAACCUUACAAGAAACCUUCAUUUCCUAACUUCAGUCAGUGUUUCCUAAAUACAAUCUAACACGUUUAUAAUCACGAUUUUCAGAGGUUGGUAGGAAUGCCAAAGUUCUUGGUGUAUUGAUUUUCAUACCACGACGUGUUUUGGGCAGGGUUCAAAUCAUUCACUAAACGAGUGACAAACAUGUGGGGAUUGUUAAACGUCAUCUCAGUUCGUGUACACCAAGGAUAUAUAAAUGUUAUGCAGUAUAUGAGGACAUUUUCACAUCAGAAAGUAAGCUGUAAACGUGUUGUACACUUGGCACGCUGAAUUUAUAAAGUUCUUAGUAAUGGAGUGAGAAGUUUGUCCAGUACUUGGCGAUUGUCUGCCUAAAACAAUGUUGGACCGGAGUUGAACAUCUUGAUAGACCUCGUACUUACAAUCACAAGUAUAGAUAAACAAAUAGUUACAUUAUGAACCUUUAUUUUUAAGGACUGGAAUUACAUUCGUAAAUCGGAAUCAGAGUAACUAAUAUUUCUGAUGAUUUCUCUGUGAAAUUAGCAAAAUGGUUAUUUUGUUGUUAUUCAAAUCAUUGGUUUAUAACAUACUAUGGUAAUUUGUCCGACUGAACAUCUCAUAAAAUAUCAAGUUAAUUGGAUGUCAUUGAUAAGUCUAUUGAGAAUGAACCUUACUAGUUUUUAAAUCGCUGUCAAGGAAAGUCGACCAUAUUUAGCUCGGUUUCAGAAAAGUAUUGUUUUUCAGCUGGUUUUGUCCUACAAAUGGGGCUUGUAAUUUUACAAUUACUGUGUUUUUCUUGUUUUGUCAUUUUAAUGAACAUUCUUAUCCACAAUCUUUUUUUGUAUAGUAAAACGAAGUCCGAAGCUUUGGAAAGUAAGUCUCUUUCAGUCUUAUAUUAUUUGAUAUUUUAUUUAAUAUCCAGUUUUUUUUCAUGUCACUAUAUGAUUGUGAAAGAGUUUAAAUAUAGGGUAAUGCUGGAAAAUUGUCUCAUAUUUGGAUAUUCUUGGCUACACUUUACCCAAGUAGUUUCAUGUCUUCGUGUAAUGUUUUUAAAUUUGACGUAUCGUGCAAUACAACUGUAACAACAACAACAAAAACUACCAACUUGAACCAUGUCUGAUCAUUUUUAUCUCCCUCAUCACUUCCUCAAGCUAUCACCAUGAUAACUUCAAAUAAUGGACUAAUUCUUAGCACGGCUCAUUCAUUUCGGUUUAUCCAUGUUGUUUACUCUGAUCCUGAUUGAGUUGUUCAGUGUCUAUUAUUUGGACCCUGUUUAUUUCACACUCUUCAGUCAGUCAGUCGUCAACAACAUAAAACUUCGUAAGUACAUAAAUCAGUUCGAGUUGCCAUACCACAUUAGCACAGAGAUACAGUUGUCGAUUCAAAUCCCAUAGUAGUAGUAUAAUAUGGUGAAAUAAAUUUGGAAAGAGGAAAAAAAGACAUAAAAAUUAAGAAGAUUAGAAUUUGGGAGAACACAAAGAGUGGAUGAUACACCUGCGCCAUUGCAAACGAUUUUGAGCCAUGUCAUUCAGGGUCUCUAACCAUCGGUUGCUAUCGUCUUGAGGAUCCCAACCAAGUAGUCUACACCUACUAACAUGGUUCAGUCCACUAGUCAAUGACUUCAUGGAUUUGUGCCAUGUUUUGGUCCGGCCGCCCCUAGCUUUCUUUCUCUUCGAAUUCUCAUUGUUGUGUGGCGCAUAUUGGCGCUCUCCUGUACCAAUAUUUGUGUUCAAAUAAAUAAAUACACCAUAAAAUACCGCAUGUCAGGACAGUCGGUGGUUGGGUACAUGUAACACAUGUUCCAGCCAUCUCAACUGACUAAGUUUCACCACUUCAUCAAUUGAUUUGCCAUCCUUACCUAGUAUCCGUAUCCUAACAACUGAAUUACCUACUUGGUGGUCCAAGGAUACGAGCAAUCUUUCGAAGACACCUAUGAUCAAAUACUAGCAGCCUACAAAUAUCCUCUACUCUUACCGGCCAUAUUUCACUGCCAUAAAGUAGGACGGAACGAACUGCUGAGCAGUAAACACGUCCUCAUUUGGUUGAUAGAUGGAUAUCUCGCCUACGCCAUAAAUGACGCAAGUUGGCAAAAGCUAGUCAAGCCUUCUGUAUCCGUGCUCAGAAUUCGUCACACCAGACCACAAAGGCUGAUGAGACUACCAAGAUAGGUGGUCGACCCGCUCAGUUACUUCAAUCCUUAUCAUUAGUCCAGGUCGGAAACCAGCCUGGUUUUCUCUAGUCUGCUCUUCACGAGAUUUAUUUGGGCGUCGAAUUAUUAUUGAAGCUAAUAUUUUAGACACAAUAUUAGUCAAACUGAUUCCUCUGUGAUUGCCAUAAGAGAACUUUUGUCCUUCCUUAUCGACCAGUCAAAUGGGAUUACCAAAUGGCAAAAUGGGAAUUUUUACUAAAUGGGAUUACGUCCACUUCCCAGAUUCUACCCAAGACCUCAGUCAAUCUCACUGCUAAUACUGGAUCGCCAUCCUUAAAAAUCUCAGGGAUAAACCGGUUAGGGCCUGUUACUCUCCCUAUAACUUUUUCAAGUUCGUAGAGUUGGGGGACUUACAUCAACUUGCCAUUUAGGUCGACUGGUGAUCGUGGGAAACCGAAGUUUGACUGAAGGCCAGUUGAACUGAUCCCUAAAGUGUUCUGCCCAUCGAUCAAAUCUCCUGGAUUGAGAGUGAAUAAUAUAUCCGUCUUUUUGCGAGAUAGUUUCGCUAACAGUUGGAUUCCUAAUAACGGUUCCCUUGACAAGUCUGAAGAGUUGUCUGCCGUAGCCUAUUGCCGCUGCCUUUUACAUCUCUCUUGCUUUCGCUACCCACCACUGUUCGCGAUCAUUGCGUAGGCCUCUUAUCAGUUUGCGUUUAAACUGACUCCGCUCUUCGUCAUGUUCAGAGCCAGGUGGAAUGAGUUUUCCAGCAUCUAUCAGUGUGGUAGAUGCUGCUGAGAUCCAGUGUUUCUCCCUAACCUUAUGGUUUACCUUACUAGCAGAUAUCUCUGUUGUUUCCAAAUCCUCUCGGAUAUCAUUCCAUGCUGCCUCGGGGUGGGCAUCACUUACAUGGCUGCCUAACUGUUUUUCUAGUUGUUCCUGAAAUAUAUUCUUAGCUUGGCUAUCAUUGAGUAGAAACCUGAGAGGUAUCUUUACGUUGUCUUUCCUACGUCCAUUAAGAAGCAGACGAUUUCGCGCUCGCACCAGAGCAUGAUCUGAAUCUAAGCAUGUGCUCCCGAACGGGCGACAGUCUUCUAUCGAGCCCCUCCAUCCGUGGCUGAUAGCGAUGUGAUCUAGUUGGGUCCAACUUUGGGACGAAUUUGGGGGUCUACAUGUCAAAAGAUGUUGUUCCUUGUGCUUAAAGUUAGUAUCUGCAAGAAACAGGCAGUUAUCUGAACAUAGCUGCAACAGACGGUCACUAUUAUCUGUUCGUUGAGCCACGACACCAUAAGAUAUACCCAGGUGUCUGUCCUUUUCGUUUAGUUUACCUACUUGAGCAUUGAAAUCACUAGUACUACAUCAGAGCGCCUAACUUUUAUGAGGAGGUCAGAAAGCUUUCUGUAAAGCUCAUCUUUUUUCCUCAUCUGAGCUGCAGUGGGAGAAUAGGCACAGAGGACGAAGAGGCAACGACGAGUGUCCCUAUCUUUCCGAGUCCUUACUGUUCCGUUUAGUUGGACAGCGCACAAACGACUGUCUACUGGUAUCCAGUCUAAGAGAGCUAAUUCUGCCCUAGGACUCAAUGCUAUACCUAUACCAACGAGGCCACGGGAAGCAGCACCAGGGCUUUCAGAUACACGAAGCGUGAAUCGAGAUGGUUCUCUAUUUUGAUAUGGUGGGGUCAAAUGAAUGACGCUCCUUGGGUCCAGUAUACACGUUUCGGAGGUGCACUAUACGUCAACAGUGCGUGAUUCUAAAGUCCCAGCUAAGGAAACCUGUUGUCCUAUUCGGCACAGUGUUCGAACGUUAAAAGCUUGUACAUGUAAUUUAGAGCGUGGUUCCAGGAGAUCGAGAAUAACGUUCCGGGUACUCGAAUCGUUUGCAUUAGUGGCGCGAGGUGAUAAAGGAAUGUAAGAACGGUUAGUUGUGGAGAUAAGAGAGUUAUUAUUUAUUUGAACACAUAAAUAUUGGUAUAAGAGUGCGCCAAAUAUAUAUGCUCCACACAAAACAAUGAGAAUUUAAAUAGAAGGAAAAAGAAAAACGGUAAGGAGCGUAAAAAAGAGAGAACGAUAACGAAGAGAUUGGUGUAAGUUAGUGUAAUAAUAAUAAUAAUAAUAAUAAUAAUAAUAAUAAUAAUAAUAAUAAUAAUAAUAAUAAUGGGGGAACGGAAAGGUACAAUCAGAACAAAUCUUUCAGUUAAGGAAGAUAAAACGACUUUUCUUAUGAAGAAAGUAAAAAAGGUUACAGCAGGAUCGCCACCGGCUUCUAUUCUCAGCCAUAUCUGAUAACGUCUCUAGCCACUGUGUAGGACCAUCUCUCGGACCCCAGCCAGGGAGUCGUGAAGGGCCAACACAAUCCAGUCCUUUACAGCUUUAUUUCAUGACACGACAUCAUGUCAUAUAUUGACCACCUCUCCGCUUUUUCCAACCAGUCCCAGAGUCGGCAAAUAAUGCACGAUGUGGAAUUCUCUGGGACGGCAUUCGUAGAGCAUGUCCGAGCCACCGAAGUCGGUGUUUCAAGAUAGUGACACCAAUUGCAUUAUCGUCUCUCUGCCCUAACACACGAUGCCGAACCUCUGCAUUACCGACAUGGUGUUGCCACUGGAUGUCAGCAAUCCUUCGGAGACAGCGAUGACCGGACACAGAGAGUCGUCUAACAUCCUCAACUCGGAGAGGCCAGGUUUCACGAGUAUAGAGUAGAACUGCUCUCACCGAUGCGUUGUAGAUCCGACCUUUUACAGCCAGACUAACAUCACGAAGGCGCCAAAGGUGGCCCAGAUUGGCAUAAGCCGCUCUGGCUUUCACUAUACGUGCAUUGAUCUCAUCACUCACACCCUCACCAGCACUUAUGCAGCUACCCAGAUACACGAACUUCUCGACUACUUCUGUCUGCUCACCAUCCACGGUGAGUACAGGAUUAGAAUCCUGCCAAUCUUGUAGAAGUACUUUGCACUUCGAAGGUGCAAAGCACAUACCAUACCUACGGACACUGAUUGCCAACUGAUUAAGUGCUGAUUGCAUGCCUUCGGCAUUGUCGCACAGUAAAACAAUAUCAUCCGCAUACUCGAGGUCGAGAAGUCUUUCUCCAGGCAACAGAUCCACACCGCCAUUACUUACAUCCAUCAGAGCUGUUUCCAGAAUGUCGUCGGUGGCAAAGUUGAAGAGGAAUGGUGAGAUUGGGCAACCCUGCCUAACCCCACUGCUCGAAUGGAACAAUGGAGAAAGGUAGUUGUAUGCCCUCACUCUGCCUGAGGUGUUUGUAUAUAGGGCUUUUAUGAUGUUAAUAAACUUCUCAGGCACACCCUUCUUCAAUAGACAAUCCCAGAGAGCAGUCCUGUCCAACGAAUCGAAGGCAGCCCUGAUGUCAUGGAACACUACGAUUGUUGGCCUUUGAUAAGUAUGGCGGUGUUCUAACAUUUGGCGGAGGGUGGAGAUAUGAUCAAUACAUCCUCAACCAGAACGAAACCCAGCCUGCUCCUCGCGAGUCAGUCUUUCUCGGGUUUUGAAAAACCUACGAAGUAUGACGGAAGCCAAUAGCUUGGACGCAGUCGGAAGUAGACUUAUCCCCCGAUAGUUGUUACAGGAACGACGUGAACCUUUUUUAAAGAUAGGGACAACUAUCGACUCAUUCCAUGACAUUGGUACACUCUCCAGCCCCCAGACCUUUGCGAACAACGUCGUCAGUUCCUCAGUCAGAAGGAUUUGAAUAUAACCGACUUGGUCUCGUGUACUGUUACGGUUAUGAGGCUGAUGUCACUUCCCGGCUGCCCACACCGUGGAAGGGUAUUUCUUUAGGAACCUGAAAAGGAAAUCGGAUUAGUGUUGGUCUUAACGACCUGGGAGCGUGACCACAGAGCCCAAGGGACAACUGUUCGAGGCUGGUCGCACACGGCCCUUUUUAACGUGUUAGCUCCAUUCUUCAAAAGGCCUUACCGCUGGAGACGGAAAUCCGUCAGUUAAGGUGAGGUUUGUCGUUUCUAGGGGUGACCUUUUUUAACCCCUUCCUACCUUCCUUAUGAGAAGGCAGAAUCGUGGCAGAUACCGGUUGUCCGAGGGGAAUACCUUACUGCUGUCACACUCCUCUACAGUCAGCAGUACGACUUUGCCUUCAGACCUAGAGUUGCUGCUUUUAGUCUUACCGUUCUCCAAUCGACCUGCCUUGGUAUGGUAGGACCUGCAGGAAUAUAUGUUCCAGCCAAUGUAGCUCGGUCGGGUCAUCACGAUAAGCAAGCCCGACCACCACGUCAAAUUAGCAGCUACGGCCGGGUUUCACACUUAAAGUAAUACAGACCGUGCUGGUGCAGGUAAUAUCCACCCUCUACUAUAUCCAAUCGGUGUUUUUGGGUUUCACCAUUCACAAGAAUUAAUAAGAAUUUAGCAGUGAGUGAGAACGUUAGCUUAUCAAAUUACUUCACUUCAUAUGAUCGAGAUACAACUACACAAAAAACAUUUUAUGUUAGAAGGAAACCUCGUAAAAACAUUGUGAUAUGAUCACUGAAUAUGCACAUAGGGAUGCAUUUUAUUAGUCUCUUCGUGAAACAGAUCAGUACUCUGAAGCAAUUGAAAAGUAGCCAAAGAAUAGGUAAGGUCUUUACUCUUUCUCUGUGAUAGUUACACUAACGACCGUCUCGAUAAUUUUAAACAGUUGUCUAUUGUAGUUAGUAGUUUUUGCUUCUUAUCUUCACCGAUAACGAAGUGUAUUUAAAUUAGGCGUAUUUCUUCCCUAUAGGCUUUAUCGGUACUCAUAUUUUGGAUGAUGCGAAACUGGUCACUAAACAAAAAAGAAAAUCACGCUUGUUACCAACCCGUAUAAGUAAGUUUGUAUAUGUGAAUGCGGGUUGCAAACGCUUCUGUGCGCAAUUCAAUUCAUUUAUAACUGCAUGGUACUUUUAACGAUAAUAAAUUCAGUGCUACACACUAUAGUUGCAACACAACAGUCUGCCGUGUUUCAUGAAUUAUACUUUUGGUUAGGAAGAAUAAUCGUGAAUUGCCCUGGAGUUUGGGAACUUAUUACUUUAUACCUCUCAACAUUUUUUUAAAGAUGUAUAUUCAUGUUGCUGCGAAUAAGAGAUUACUAAUACUUCUCACCUAUAAUAUAAUUUUCUCAACUUGUCCAACUUAAUAACUAGGCGAUUUUUAACUGUAAAAUUAACCAGAAGGGAACACCGUGUGUUUUAUUCAAGCAGAACGUAGAUUAGGGCUUUUAAAUGUUAGAUAAAGGUUAAUUGCAGUUAACAUUUAGUUGAUUUAUCAGGUUCCUUCAUAUUCUUUAACCGUGCUUUACUUGAUGAAGUGCUGACAUUACUACAGUGGAUCUUGAGUAGAAUCUUAGUUUAAUAUUUAUUCUAAGUUUGAUCAAUGAAUAAUAAAGUCUUUAAAGUUCUAAGUACUCUCUUAGAUUUUAUAUAGAUCUUCGUAUAAAAAGGGACUUCAUUUGUGAAAUAUAUUGCUUGUGUUUCUUUGACCUAAUAAUCAUUAUGUUACAUGUGUCUUCCAUAGGCAAGUGUAAUGAGUGUAAGGAAAAUACAUCUGGUUGUGAAUCCUGUCUGGCUAAGCGUUAUGAGGUCCUUAAUAGCAAUUACGUUCGUUCGGCGCUCAAAGAAUAUGAUCUUGAUAUUGGUAACAUGCUGGACUGUGAUCAGGAACCGGGGCCCGCUGGUGGACCACUUGUUAAGACAACGGCUACUAGGAUUUCUAAGUCAGCUUCACCAGUUGCCGAGGAAAAUGAAAGCGAUAUAGAUUCAUGUGACAAAAAAUCAGCCAACCCUGAAUCAUUAAUUUAUUCGUCAGAUGAAGUUUACGUCACACCACCCCCGUACAUUGACCAUGAAUAUUCUCAUUGCCAAGCCCAACUGCGCAGACCUGAAGAAAAUCAGCUUGUAAAUAAAUUUAACGACAACUACUAUACAGGUAGACUGUCAGAAUUAAUGAACCUCUAUCCGCUUCUCAAAGCUUUUGUGGAUUCCAUAGUUCUAGAAACAGAUGCUAAUUAUGAAACAGAUGAAUUUGAUGACGGCUUCAGUUCAUCAGGAAAUGAUAUAUACAGUGAAGAGGAUUUUGAUGGGGGAAACCAUGAAUUAAAGGACUCGGGUAGUCAGGAUCUUUGUGAUUGCGAAUAUACUUUUUGCAAAAGGAGCUCUCGUCGCCAGCAUAUGGUUUCACCGUAUUUCGAAGCUCGUAAGACACGUCCGUUUAGAAUUUCAUCUCGUAGUGUUAAGCAGCGUAAGGGAACGAGAUCAAUGAAAUUAUCUUCAUUAAACAGUUGUCCCACUCGAAGAUCCAAACGAGUUAUAAAGGCUCCUCGCCGUCCAUAUGAUGACUUUGAGAAGUCUCAAUACUAUAAUUAUGAAUUAGAUGAUGAGUCAAGAAUAUUGAUUUUUGAUGAAAAGGAAGGAAAUUUUAGUUCCAGUGCUCGAUCUAGUAUGAUGGAACGUUACAGUCGCCAUUCGCCUAAUAGUCAGUCAGAUAUUGAUUCAGAGAGUGCUGAGAAAUCUGUGGAUAUUGAGAAUGGUCGAUAUCGGUAUCAUAAUCAUCACCGAUCAUUAAAACGCGCUCGUCAACCUAUUUCAAGUACACAAACACACUUAGAUAACAUCGUUGAUCGUUCGCCUCCUAAUUUGGAGGACUAUGAUUUUAGUUCUGAUCAAGAAGAAAGUUAUUUAUAUACUGCUUCCACAUUACAAGUAAGCAAAAACAGGAUGACCUUAAGCUCAUCGCAUCAACUUAACAAACGAUCGCAAACAAAAAAACAGGAGACACAUCUUGAUGUCGCUGGUGGUUGGGCUUCUAUGAAGUGGUCCGUUGGGCGGGAAAUAGAUGAACCUUCAAUUAAUUGUGUUAAGUUAGGAAGAAGUCACAACGGUUUUCCUGAUGAUGAACGUGAUAAAAUUCAAACCUAUAAACAGACAGCAGAGGAGCCUGUUUUAAAACGCAAUAAACAGACGGCUGUUGAUGCAGCACGAUUACUGCUGGGAAUCAGUCAAAUCCAAAAUCUCAGACAGAAAUCUGAGUGUUUGAAUCUGGACACCAGUGUAGCUAGUUCAACAUUAGAUUUCAAAAGAACAUCCAUCUCCGGUACAAAUCAUGCCACUUCUGAAUCUAUGAUAUUACAAGAAGUGCCGGCCACUCUGAUCUAAAAAUUUGUCUUCUCGUUCCCUUCUUUGAAUAUGCUAUAUAUAUAUCUAUAUAUAUAUCAGUGAAUUUGAAUAACUCGUUGAUUUCAGGGUUACCCAUUCUAGUCUCAUUCGCUCAACGCGAAUAUUUCAACCCAUGACCUGAUUCACCUCAUCCUGCAAUAUUAGUUUCGCUUCCAUUUUUUCAUAUAAUUUUUCUGUUACAACACGUACGUUACUUUGUUUAUUCCAAUCACUGCGCCUAUUGACAGAGUGUUAAUUUUCCUAUAGAUUUUUCUGCAUCAGGUUCACGGCAUAAAUUAUCAUGUUGUUUUUGUCUUAUACUUGUUUAUCAUGCAAAAUAAUUUGUAGCACCCGCAUUUGUAUUUUAUCAAAGUUUUUCAAUUUACAUGAAUCAAACUCCUGUGCAGUAUUAACAGUGUGUUUGGAGGAUUCUCCUAACUUUUACUCCUUGCUUAAACGAAAAUUCCUCCACAUCUUAAAAUUAGUGCAAUUUCUGAAUUCGGUGUGGUUAUUUUCAAAACAUGCAAGGAAAGUUUGUUUUUUUUACUGUAAUAAUCAUAAUGCGUUGUACAUUCAACAGUAUUGCAUGUAGAUGUUAUUUGUGUACUUUUCAUUUUCAUUUGAUUUACUGUUCUUCCGGUUAUUUUUGGAAGUGCAUUUUGUUGAUAUAUUUGUUAUUCAUCUGUUAUACUGGUUUGUAUCCUUUUUCCACAUUAUAAAAAUCCAUUUACUGGAUUCUUUAGAUGAAACUCUUUAGUUAAAUACUUUGAUCAGUGAUUUUGAAUCAUCUGUCAAUAACCUAAUGUGCAGUAUUAUUUGUAUAGUUUAAGAGAAGUUAUCUAUUUCAGAAUGGGUAUUUUUUUAACUGAGAACUAUAAGGGUUAUUCGUUUUAUGUUAAAAUCGUUUAAAAAUACUUUGGGCAUUAAUAGAAAGAAACCAAUAACAUUUAGAUAUUCUUUUCUUGAUAUUUAAAUGAAGAUCAUCCAGUACUCAUAUUCCUUUAAACCUCGGACACGAUUUGCAAAUAAUCUUGUGCUGAUUUGAGUUAUCUUAUGAUAUAUUUAAGUAAACUGCAGAUAUUCGAUAAGUUAAGGAAAUAGGUUUUGUCCCGAAACUAAGUUAAAUUUCCUGGGCUAGAAGAAGACUAAGAAAGAAAAUUAGUUAACAGUUGAAAAGCCGUGGGAAAUGUAGUUGGGUGAUUCCCGACUCAGUAUUUGAAUAUAAGUUAGUCAGUAGCGACGCACAACUUGACGUGAGUGUGCAACUGGUUUUCAAGUCGUUGAACCUUUUGUCAGCAGAGUAUAAGGAAAUCAUACAAAAAAGAACAAUACUGACAACAAUGAAAACGUCGAAAUUAUAGUUAGAAACGAGCAACGACAAUUGAUGGACAGAAAUCGUUAACUAACUGAAGGCUUAGGAGAGGGACUAAGAAUGAAGGCCAACAUGUCACUGACCGACUAUUCAUUGCGAUUGUGUGGGCCCUGACCAAAGAGUUUGGGCAUACGGACAUGGCGCAGACCGAUGAUCAGUGAUUUCACGGGCUAGUGCCACGUCUCGGUUCGUUGGUCCCCAGUCUAUUAAUCUAAUUGUAUGCCAGGUGACAUUGUACGUGAUGGUUUGAAGAAUCCAGACGUGUUCGCCCCAAACCUAAACGUCAAGUUUCUAGGAAAACAAUACUAAGUCGCUGAAUAGUCAAAUUUAGAAAUCAGAACCAUGAGUGUAUAAUUGAAUUAUUUUACAAUGUAUUAUAGAAAUAUUAUUAACAUAUGUUGUAACAAUGAGGAUCAAUUUGCUUCUCUACUCCACAGUUUAUAAGUUAGGUCGUGGGAACAGGUUGCAAUGUACUUAUUGUCUGGUGAAAUAUCUGCAUAAACAACUUUACUGUUAUGUCCUUCGAGGGUUUUGAUAGGUGUCCAGAUAGGAUGACCCCAAAUUUUGGUUGUUUUGUCAAACGAACUGGUAACAAUAUAGUUGCAGUUGCGUGCUGUGAAUAGAACAAAAGUAGAAAGCAUGAUAUUCGGCUUUCAGAUCACAACUUUUCUCAGAAAUCGCGACUCAACAAGUUAAAACCGUAAUGGAACUGAGUAGUAUCGACAAUCUUGGAAUAGAAAGUAGAGUUUAUCCUAGUGCAUAAACUUGUGAGAAGUUAGUGAACUGCAUUCUCGUCGAUCUAGUCAAAAACAAAUAUUUCCGGUUUCAUCCAUAAAUAAUUUCACAUAUAAAUAGCAAUGGUCAGGAAAAAGUGAGUGAAUAGCUUUUUCGAACUAUAAUUACGCGACCUAGUAUUAGUAAUGUGAUAGAGCAAUCAAUUUGAUUAAAUAAAUUCAUACCUACGAAAUGCUCAUCCUACAAUUAUCUGGAAGUUGGCCAGCAAUACUGCCAGAAAUUCCUCUGAAAUAAUCAACUUACAUUCGAAUCGCACGCUGCUUACAACACUUGUGUGAGCUGGUAUUACAUAGAUUGCUUGUUGUUGUCGUAAAUCCCAAAUACGAACAGUGUUAUCUGCACUAGAAGUGGCUGCAUGAUAACCAUUAUCAGCUACAUCUGCACCCAGCAACUCUUCAAGGUGACCUUCUAGGAACAUAAUGCAACGGCCUGUUCGUAAGUCCCAAACACGAGCAUAUCCAUCUAAACCAGUGGUUAGAGCUAAGGAGCCAUCAGGGUGGAAAACUACAUCAUAUACCGGCUUAGAAUGACCUUCCUGAUGUAAAAUUUCUUCACAAGCCUCUAAAUCCCAUAAGCGCCACGAGUGGUCGAAGCACGUAGUUGCUAGGAAGCGUCCAGAAGGAUGGAAAGCUAAGCGGGAUACUCGAUGAGGUGCGUGACCUUCGAUAUCGGCCAAAGGUUCUUCAUUAUCUAAACUCCAUAGUUUAACGCUUCCGUCCUGAAAUAAAAAGAUGAUAUAGGGUUUUACAAGCAAAGCUUAAAAAAAUAUUUUGUGCAAUAUCUAUAAGAGAACUCUUGUAGAAUACAACAGUAAUUCUUCAGUUAGUCCUGUCCAUGAUAAGGAACAAAAGGCGUAUUAACCUAUUAUUGGUCAGCGGCUACCAUGGGACUGCACCAACUGACGUUGCUCAACUGCCUUGUGGACUAGACAUUUAGGUCUAAAGGCUCCGGGUGUGGUCCCAUUGUAUGGCGCAUAUGUAUUCGGUGCCCCUUUGUACCAGUAUUUAUGUGUUUAAAUAAAUAAUAACAAUGAUAGCAACGGUGACGAUAAAGAUCAGUUCUACGAGAGACUGCAAUCGAUCAGAGGAAAAAGCUCCAAAAGAAGGAAAUAUGAUACAACAAAGAAACUGGAAGGGAAAUGCAGUAAAUCAGAGGGAUCCGUCAAGGAUAAAAAAGGAAAGCUAAUCACUGAAAUUCAAGAACAGUAUAACAGAUGGGUUGAAACAUUCGAGGAGCUCCUGAACAGGCCACUUUCGUUGAGUCCACCAGACAUCGAAGCAGCACGCACAGACCUUCCUAUAGAUGUCACUCCACCAAUGAUCGAAUAAAACAGCAUGGUCACCAGACAAACCAAGAGUGCGAAAGCGGCAUAACCAGACACUAUACCAACUGAAGCACUGGAGUCAGACAUGAAAGGAACUGCAGAGACUAUCCACGUUCUGUUCAGGAAGAUUUGGGAGGAAGGACGAGUGCCACUGACAGACUGAAAAGACGGAUACCUCGCCAACGUACCAAAGAAAGAAAAUCUGAGUAAAUGUGAGAACUAUACGGGCAUUACACUACUAUCGGUACCAGGAAACGUUUUCAACAGUGUUUCCAGACCGAAUGAAGGAUUCAUUAGACGCCCAGCUUCGAGAUCAACAGACCAAAUCACGACACUACGGAUCAUCGUUGAACAAUCAAUUGAAUGGAAAUCGUCACUAUACAUCAACUUCCUUGAUUAUGAGAAAGCAUUUGACAGUGUGGAGAAGAGAACAUUAUGGAAACUUCUUCGACACUAUGGAGUAGCUCAGAAAUUCGUCAACAUCAUACGGAAUCAUACGACUGACUACACUGCAAAGUGGUGCAUAGAAGGCAGCUGAUAGGCGCAUUCCAAGUGAGGACCAGAGAAAGACAAGGCUGCCUACUCUCUUCCUUUCUCUUUCUCCUGGUGGUUGACUGGAUUAUGAAGGCCCCUACAUCUGACGGGAAUCACGGAAUAUAAUGGACAAGUUGGAUGCAGCUAGACGAUUUGGACUUCACAGGUGACCUAGCUCUUCUAUCCCAUAUACACCAACAAAUACAGGUCAAGAUAACCAGUGUAGAAGAAGUCUCUGAAGCAGGAGGCCUCAACAUACACAAGGGCUAAAGCAACAUCCUCAAAUACAACACGAAGAACACCAACCCAGUCAUGCUUGAUGGAGAAGCCCUGAAAGAGGUAGAGUUUGAGGCCGUGGCGGAGCUGGUGGGAGUGAAGGAGCCGAAGGCGAAGUUGGAAGGGCUGGGGACGCUGCUGAGAGGCAGGGCGAAGGCUGUAUAUGACAGCUUGGACGGUGCUGGCGGGAAGACGACAUGGGAGACAGUCACGGAGCGGUUGGUGGCGGAGUUCAACAGCCCAGUGGACAGAGAGGAGGUACUGCGGAAGUUCUGGUUGGCGAGGUUGCCGGUCGAUGGUGACCCACUGGUGCUGGCUGUGGAGCUUACCAAAUUGUUAUGCCGUGCGCUGCCGAGUCUGGGUGAGGAGUCGGAGGCACAGUUGUUGGCGUCGCAGUUUAUCGAGAGUGUGCUUGCCACCGUCUCCCAACAGCUGAAACUGGUGAACGCAGCACAACCGAUGGAUAUCAGUGAACUGGCGAAGGUGACUCGUCAGCUGAUGACGCGAACAGUAGCUCCAGUUGGGUGCGAAAAGCAGGAGAUAAUUAAUGUCGAGAAGAAGAUUGAAGAACUGGAGCAUGAGAUUGCAGCAAUACGUGUGAACCAUAAAAGGAACGAUAAGUGUUACGCUUGUGGAGGGACAGGACAUUGGAAGAUAAACUGUCCAACAAGACGAAGACGCAGAUAUUUUAGACGUUAUAACGAGUGUUCUUUCUAUCCUAGGAAUCUGGGGGUUGUUGCGUUAAUAGACAGAGGGGUAGUGUAUACGAGAGUGAACAUAAAUGAACGAGAUUUAGUUUGUCUGAUCGAUACAGGGGCAGCAGUAUCGUUAAUAGGCAAAGAGCAAUGUAAGAGACUCAAGCCGUGCACAUUAGCUGUCCACACUAUAGGAGGCCAUAUGCUAGAAGUGUUUGGCGUAUCUAACAGUACCGUAAAAGUGGGAGAUGCUGAGAUAAAUUUUCCGUUCGUGGUAACCACAAGCUUAUCGAGACCGAUAUUAGGAGCAGAUUUCCUAAGAGAAGUAAAAGCGAUAGUUGACUUAAGAAGCGGUAAGGUGGUAACAAAGUAUGGUUCAUUGCCAAUACACGAAAGUAGCGAAGUGGCUGAAAUAAGAGUGGCAGCGGAUGUCUCGUCGAAGAAACCAAACAUUAACGAGUUAUGCAAAAAGUAUGCGAAACUGUUCACUGGAGAUGGGGAGCCGUAUGGAUUUUGUGACAAAGUAAACCACGAAAUCCCGAUAAAGAACGAUCGAGUAAACGCAUUUGCAACACGUCGUGUCCCGGUGCAUUUAGAGGCUGAGGUAAAUCGUCAGGUUCAGGAAAUGUUGAAAGAAGGUAUAAUUGAGGAAGCGGACAGCCCACAUAGCUCACCGAUACUCUUGGUAAAGAAACCAAAUGGAAAGUAUAGAUUUUGUGUCGACUUCAGAGAAUUGAAUAAUAUAACAGACCUGAAGCCUUGUGCAAUGCCAACAGUGGUGGAAACAUUAGAUCGACUACCGAAUGCCACGGUGUUUACAGUGCUGGAUUUACGGUCAGGUUAUUGGCAACUGCCUAUAAAACAGAGCGACCGAAGCAAGACAGCGUUUACUGUACGUGAUAAACAGUAUCAAUUUAAACGAAUGCCGUUCGGGUUGGAGGGUGCGCCGUUCACGUUCAGAAGAUAAAUGACACUACUGCUCAAGAAUCUAGAUAAUGUCGAGGUAUAUGGCGACGAUGUAGUUGUGUACAGUCAGGCAGAAACAGAUCACAUCAAGCAUGUAGAAGCGGUCUUAAAGCGAACUGACGAAUUUGGACUUCGAAUUAAUAAAGACAAGUCGCAGAUAGCGAGAAGUAGCGUCACGUUGUUGGGACGUAAAGUGGGAAAUGGAGAAAUAAAACCAUUGUUGGAGAAAAUUUUUACCAUAAAAUAUAUUGCAGUACCUAAUUCGAAAAGGAAGUUGAGACAGUUCCUGGGAAGAGCGGCGUUCUACAGUCGGUGUGUCAAGAAUUUAAACGAAAUAGCAGCACCCUUAUAUAAGUUGUUGAGCAACACCAAGUUUACGUGGACUGAGACUGCCGAACAAACGUUCAACCGAAUCAAAAGCAUGCUAGACGAUCGUCAGACGACGCUCAGACUGCCUGAACCGGGAAAACAGACGCGAGCGAUCAUGGUAUAGGUGCUGUGUUGAGUCAGGCCGAUAGAGUGGUGGAAUACGCGAGUCGCGUCCUCACACCCGCUGAACAGAAGUAUUCAACCAUCGAAAAGGAGUGUUUAGCAAUCGUGUGGGCAGUAGAAAAAUGGAGACCGUACCUUUUAGGUAGACGAUUUCACAUUGAGACCGACCAUAAACCUCUGCAGUGGUUGAAAACAGCAAGAGACCCCCGAGGGAAGUUGGCGCGAUGGAUGAUACGUCUGCAAGAAUACGACUUCAGUAUCGGCCAUGUUCCAGGAAAAGAAAACGUAAUGGCGGAUUACUUGCCAAGACCAAACAUGGAAGCCGACCUUCCAUUGACAGCAUACGCGGUGAAUAGUUUAGAGGGAGACCCAUUAGAACUCGUCCGGCAGCAGAAAGCUGACCCUAACCUUUGAGAGGUAAUCAGAGUGAUAAAAGAGGGAGCAGACGUAGACGAACGAACAAUGGACAAGGAGGUAAUAACGCUGCUUCGGCAAAAGGAACGACUGAGAGUGAACGCAUAUGGAGUCCUGACCUGGCAGGACGACGACGAGAAUUGAGUGGCUGUGAUCUCGAAAGGCUGGCGGUGUAAAGUGAUACACGAGUGUCACCAGGUAGCACAUACAGGCAUUGCAAGAACGACGGAUUUACUACGACAAAGUGCAUACUGGCCGGGCAUGAGAAAAGAUGUGGUUGAAUACGUGUUAACUUGCCAGCAGUGUCAACUAAUGAAAAGCGAUCGAUACACACAACCGCCAUUACAGUCAAUCCCAGUAACCGCAGUCGGUGAUAUAUGGUCGGUGGAUGUGAUGGGACCGUUUCCACAGACGGCGAGCGGUUACCAGUACCUGCUAGUGAUGACGGAACAUGCUACACGUCGGGUAGAUGCCGUACCCAUUGCAGACCAGCGGGCAAGGACAGCGACCGAAGUGGUAAUCCGGUAUAUUGUAGCGUGUCACGGAAUACCGAAGAUGAUAUUAACUGACCAGGGUCCCUGUUUUGAAAGUGACGAGUUUAAAGCCCGUUUAAAGCAGUUUGGCAUCAAAAGAAUACGAACUACACGAUAUCAUCCUCAGACAAACGGGCUUACAGAGAGAAACAACCGGACGUUAAAGGAAAGGUUAGCAUCAAAAGGAGGAAAUUGGGAGAAAGAGUUACCAUUGAUUUUGCUGGCACAUCGUUCCUCCACACAAGGAACAACCAAGAAGUCACCUUUCUUACUCAUGUAUGGCAGACAGCCACGACUUCCAAUGCAUAAUAAGACCUGGCCGUAACAACAGAAAUGGACGACAACAAGGUUAUGAAAAGAGAGGAGGGAGGCAAUAAGAAACGUGGAAAAGAAACAAAUAUCAGACAUAAAGAAGGCGGAACAACAGAGGAGAACGUGGAAACCCUUUGCAGUGGGGGACCUAGUAAAGUGUAGAGAACGAAAAAGUAACAUAGCAGGGGGAGCAGGGUCGGGAAAGCUGAUCCCAAAGUGGGAAGGACCGUAUGUUAUCACAGAGAGACGCGGCUCGGUCUACACGAUCCGGAGAGAAGACAAGCAGAAGCGCGUAAAUGCUAGUCAACUGCAGAGAUGGUUUCAAGAUCAUCAUGGGCGUGAGUCACGAAAAGCACCAAAGAAGACAGCGGUACGGAGAUCAGAAAGACUACGACGGCAACUUAUUAAAGGGGGAACGAGUGUGGUGCGUGCUACUUAUAUUGAUAUAAGUAGUAUAUAACGUGAGUCAAAAGAACGUAAUGUCUGGCAGCAGAAGAUGCGGAAGAUCAAGAAAGGAAGAGCGAGAACACAAUGGAAUUUGUAAGAAAUCGCAUGAACAAUGAAAUAUGAGACAAUGGAUUGAUGUUUGCAACAGCAACAAUCUGGUUUGAUAUGAUGGAAUGAUAUUUUGCAAAUUAACGAUUUACUAUAUGGUUUUUUUUAUUUUACCAAGUAACUCUGUAAUUUUGUGCUAAAUACAAUUUGGUUGUCCUCACCUGUGUUCUCCUUCACUAAAGUAUAGGAUCCUCAUUACAAAUCGGUUUUCCAUACAUUUUCUCUUGAAAAAAACACAAUAUAAUAGACACAAAAAUAUAAAUAACAUACUUGAGCUGAACUGGCAAGUGCUAAUUGUUGUUCCGACUGGAGACCAGCUUGAGGAUGCCAAACAAUAGCACAAGUUGGUGCAGUAUGUCCACGUAAAUUCAUAACUAAAUUACAAUCAGGUAUAGACCAUAAACGACAUAGACCACUCCAAGAAGAUGUAGCCAAUUGUUUACCAUCAGGUGAAAAGCGACACAUACUUAAUGGUCGAAUAUCUCCAACUUGACUGCAUAGUAAAUUUGUAUUCUACAUCGUAAAUUUCAGAAAAAAGUACUUCUGAAUAUAAAAUAUUACUUUUCAAGAUUUUGAAUAAAUGAUGAGUCCUAAAACAUACGAAAAACUCUUGAUGGCGAGUUUCCAUUCAAAUUUGAAAUGCUUACAUCUUCAUGGUAAUAUUAAGAGCUAAUGAAAACGUUUUCAGUCUUAAAACACUCAUUAUAAUUAGUAUAUUACCAUAAAAGCAAAUGAUAAACAAUAAACUAGUUUGAGUUACAUGCACUUAUCCACCGACUACAUUGGCAGAAAAGACUGUCAGUAUGUAAACAAAUCAUUAACCCAGGUAAAGAUACAACUAGGUAAUAGUAUUUCAGACUGCUUAGUUGAACUCAAAUUACAAAAUCUUAAAUUUAUAGGUCGGUUUGUAUAGAGAUAGUGAAUAAUAAAGCUCCUAGUUUAACAUAACAUAGCUAAUUUUGCGCAAUGAUACUUAAAUGUUAAGUUUUUAGGUAAUCACAUGUAAGUUGGUAGGAAAAAAUCUAAUCAUUAGUUACAUUCUAUCAUUUCAUUACUAGAUUAAAUAUUAUGCAGGAUGUAGAAGAAAAUAUGACAUUGGUCAAUAACGAUUCACAUCACAUGUAAUUGCAGAUUUUGAUAGAAUUAGGUCCAAUGGAUAUUAAGCAUUCACGCUUAUGUAUGUUCAGUGAAAAUUAGACACUUUUAAGUAGUACGUGGUCAAGUGGUAACGACAUUCUUUAUAAAUAAUGAAAAUUAAAAUAGGCAUACACCAAAGAAACUUCAUACACUCAAAAAACAUCAUUAUCUCAAUUCUAAAUUAUUGACAAAGACGUCAUAUAAGCAAACUUACUCGCAAAACCUUAUGAUAUUCUUGAAGUUUAGCUUUACGUUGAGGUGCUGGAACAUUAUUGAAAUAAUUCCUAGCUCUAUCAAGUCGAACUUUAGCUCGGGUUAAAGAAAAUUCACUAAUCCAUAGACGAGCCUCUGCAAGAGUAUUUGGACCUUGAUGGUACCACACUGUAGUAUCCUAUGAAAGAACAAUAUUUGAUUGUGCAAUAUUUGCGAAAAAUGAAUGCUAGAGAGUCAACAAAUAAAUUACUAUGCACAAACAAUAUAGGUAAAUAGAAACAGUGAAAACCAUGAACAUAUAAGUACUUCAGUACAGUAGUGUACAAUCUGGUCUUCGUUUAAGUAGUAAAAUAAAUACCAAAUUAGUACGGACAUAUUUUAAAGUAUAGUUAGAAAAUAAGUUAUUGCUAUAUAUUACACUUAAACUGAAUUAUAAUGUAUAACCCAUAAUUAAUUUAGUUUGAGUAGACAAGUAGUGUCUCUAGGUCAAUGCACUUAGACAUAAACCAAGUGAAUUGUGUGGCGCAUAUAUAUUCGGUGCCCCUUUUACCAAUAUUUAUGUGUUCAAAUAAAUAAGUAAUUUGGGAUUGAAAGUAUUUACUGGUCACCUACCAAUGUACACACAAUAUCCAUGGUCUACGUGCUUGACGGCAGUGUUUAAAAAUGAUCGUGAAUGAAUGGUUAGUAUGAAAUUCAGUUCUACUUAUACGAUUUGACCCGAGCAAGUAUUAAAAUGUAAGCAUAGUGUAAAAUCCUACUGCAUGUAGACUGAUUAAUAAUAUAAUGAUUGUAAAAUGUCAUGGAAAUUAUACAUAAUAUCACACCAAAGUUGUGGUAUACAUUUUAGAAAUUCAGUGGCAUAAAUACUUUCAAACUUACAUCUCCGACAGUCUCAGUAGAAAUAUUUUCACCAAAUCGAUUAACAGAUAUACCAGUCCCAGUCGAUGAUUUUACUGUAUCCGUCAAAGUUGGUCUUUGAGCUGGACCACCGCUCACUGCGAGAAUCAUCCGUAGUCUUUCUCUUCGGUCUGCUCCAUCUUCACCAAAUAAACCUAGUGCCAAUACAUAUUUUGAAGAAAUUUAUCGCAGAAUGUAGGUGCAGUUUAUGAGUUAUACUAUUUAACUAAAGUAUUAUUCUAAUAAAAAAUUUAAAUGAUGAAAAAUUUAUUAUCUUGUACUGUUGUCUAUGAAACAGUAGUUCCAACAUAUCAAAUAUGUAAGUUUCUCAUUUUCGAACUAUACAUUUAAUUUUCUACAUUAAAGAUUCGCAUUAUGAAAAUUAGAACACAUAUACGCGAACAAUCAUGUUUUCAAUUAAAUCAUCAUCCGGCUUUAGUCCAACAUACAGUAACAGCAACAGCGAUAGUAAAAAAGUAUCGAUUUAUACUUCCCACCUAUUAUGUGCAGUUAUACAAUCUAUUUCAUUGUGAUCAUUGACUCCCACAGCCCACUGUGGGAGAGAACAAACCAGCUUCCAGUUGAAGAGGAAAUUAAGAAAAAACACGAUUUGAAUAGGACAUACACUGAGGAAAUCAUCAAACUGUAUCACGAGACAAGUGCUAACUUGGAAUCCUGAAGGGAAAAGGGGAACACCAAGAAAUACACUGCAUCAGGAAUUGGAGACAGAUGUUCAAAGACUGGAUAGCAAUUGGAAACAACUGGAAAGGAUUGCCCACCACGGAGUUCGAUGGAGAAUCUUAGUGGGCAGUCUAUGCUCCUUCUAUGGAAGGUAACAGGCGUAAGUGAAAAUUGUUGGGUUGAAUAUUUUUAAUGUUUCAUUGUUAUUAUAAAAUGAUAUAAAGAAACAAAGACAACAAACAAAUCUGGACUUACAGACAGGUUCACCAAGUUGGCGAAGAUAAGCUCUCACUUCAGAGUCUUCUGUAGAUACUUGUAUUAAACGAGCCUGCAAUUGGGGUUAGAACAGUUUUGUCAGACAAAAAUAUGAGUAAUACACAGUGAUGUAAGCAAAAUAAGAAUAAACUUCAAAAACAAAUAGAUAGAUUAUUGUACAAUCGGGUUAAGAAUCUGUAUAAGAUUAGUGAUUAAAAUGGUGAGGUAUUCAGAUAUCAUUGUUAUGACUCUAAAUAUAAUUCUUCAGAUUAUAAUUAAUCUGUUACUAAUUUACAAGCUGAAUGGACUGUCUAACCGUAAUUACAGUUUUAAUACACAAACAAUGGUGAAAAUGUAAUUAUAUUAAUUUGAAGCAUAUUGUUUUCAAAAAAAUGAAAUGAUUUUGUAAAUUAAAGUAUGACUACUAUGCUAUUUCUACUGAAUGACUUUGUAAACAUAAUGAUCCAAAUCCCAAAUAAAUGCUACAUCCAAUGAUCAUUCUCCACAUUAACAUUAACAACAACUAACUAAAUAUUUCUCAACAUAAGAAGCAAUCCGAUUUCUUAAGGAUUUGAGUUCAAGUUUAUGUGCGCUAUUUAUGUGUAGGACAAAUUCUCAUUUCAGCUGAUACUGGUUUCGGAAAAUAAGGUAUUUCUCUACAAUAUCAAGAUGUGAAAUAAGUUAACAUUAAUCAGCUGAAGUGGCACGAUGUAAAUGGGAAGAAAAGAUUUAUUUGACACAGAGAAUACCUAAAAAGCAAAUGUAAAAACAAGGAUGAACACAUAAACUAUAUAUAUACCUAAAACUAGAAUUUAGAUUUAUAAGAUACAAAGUGUUUUAUAAAAGAGGUAGUAUUUAUUAAAAAUAAUGCGACGUUUAGUACUACUGUUGCAAAAGUAUUAAAACAAAAUUAUUAUAAUAAUUGUUUAUUCAACUUACCUUUUUACGUAGUUCCAAUUGAUUUAACGCUUCUUGAGCAUUUUUAUCCACUUCAUCCAAAGGUAAAAUACCUAAUGUGGAAAACACAAAGAAAAUAUAAACAGCAGUUGAUGUAAUAGACAGAUUGGUGGUAGCAGAGGAAAUCACGAGGGACGUUUUGUCUAUAUGUACCAGCAUCCCAGUAUAGGUAAUUCACAUCAAAACAAAAAACUCGCUUAGGUGGAGUUUCGAUUUCUGAGCUGGGUGGUUUAGUCGUGAAGCUUUCAUUGUUCUUCUGCACAAAAUCAUCAGCACAAACUUCAAGUAGAAGUGAAGUUUUCGAAUUUCUUUACAUAUGACUCACAGAUUGUCCUGCUCAGAGAACAAAACUCCACCUGAGCUACAAAUCACCAUCGUCACAAAAAAUCCCGUUUUCCGCCUUAAAUGUUUACACCUUAUCACUUAGGUGUACAAGCCACCUGCUUGUACAAUGGGGUGAUGUUUGAAUUUACCUGGUAAUAUUUGUUUGCGUCUUCCCAUUGUUGUUUAGGACUGAGUGAACAUCAACUCUGGGAUGCAGGUACAUCCAGCUGAUGAGUCCCAAGUAGGACGAGACGCGCGUUCUGUAUUCCACUGCUAGCCACCAUCAAUCUUUGCUUACAUGAUCAUAUAUCUCGAAAAUAUCCUAUAUACAUAAACUGCAGUGACCAUCUUACUGUUUCCCAUAAAAAAUUAGUUUGUUCUCCAACUUGAGUCUCCUAGAUUCGAUGUGUAUAGCUUUAACAAGAAAAUCAGAUUUCACAGGUUACAUGUAGAAUCGUUUGCUUCUCAUAACAAAAAUACAAGAGGACUUUGAUUUAUUAAAAUGGUUCAUUUAAAAUUAUAUGAAAACGAAUAAAUAAAAAUGCAGAGUAAAACUUAGAAGUUAUACGACUUCCCUUUAAACCAGAUAAAUUGUUCUUACCUUAAACCUACCCUGGUAAUAAUGACUUAUUAUCCAGAGUGAUUAGGUUCCGCUUUGUGUUCACAUUAUUAUUAUUAUUACUCUUAUCAUUAUCUUUAUCUCCUCUUACCCCGUUUCCUGUCUAGUUGACCUUUUAUUUUUAUAUAUAAAUGCUCUUAACAAGUAUAUGUGUGACCAGAUUGUUCGAAAUGUAUUGCGCUAAUAUAUCACAUAGUUCUGAUAAUCUUCGUCUCCUAAUAUCAUUAUCGAAAUUGUAAAAAUCAAUAAGAAUAUCUAGACAUACUAGUGAACAACAGUAAUUAGUAUAUCAAAGCUUGAGAGAAGUUCAACUGAGAAAACAGAAUUUAUGGAUUUAUGUUCAGUUCGACUGUAUGCAUAUUAUUAAUAAAAUCUAGUGAGGAUAAAAAUAAACACAAUAAUGUAAUAUACAGUGUAACUAAGGUUUGAUUAAAGAUCUUAAUAAAAACAAUUAUCUGAAAUUCAGUCAGUCAGUCAGUCAGCUACAACGUAGGACCAGGCACAUAUGUGCAUCGGUCCAGGUUGCCAUACCGCAUCAGCACAACAAGAUGAACACCGGAUUCAUAGCAGUGGUUAGGUCAAAGGUGGUAAUAUAUAACAGAAAGAUUGCAUAUAGAGAUAAAGUACAAGAAGAAAGAAUUGGUUCGUAGAAAGAAAGAUAUGAAGUGAUUUUAAUCUCUUAGUUUAAGGGAAGACAGGGAGUGUAUACACCGACGCCAUUGUGAUCGACUCUGAGCCAUGUCACCAAGAGUCUCCAACCAUUGGUUACGAUAGUCACGCGGACCCCAACCAAGUAAUCUGCAUCUACCAACAUGGCUCAGACAAGAAGUUAGUGACUUCAAGCACUGAUGCCACGUUUUGGUUUGGCCGCCCCUAACUUCCAACCAUCUUCAAGACCGGUUAGCAUUGCACGUCGUGGUAAUCGGUGUUCAGGCAUACGUAGCACGUGGCCCAACCAUCUCAGUCGAUGAAGAUUCACAACCUCAUCGACUGAUCUACCAUCAUCUAAUACCCUGCGUCUAACCUCACUAUUAUGUACCCGGUGAUCUCAGCAAUAUUUCUAAGGCAUUUAUGGCGUAGGCGAGAUAUCCGUCUAUCAACCAAAGGACGUGUUUACUGCGCAGCAGUUCGUUCCGUCCUACUUUAUGGCAGUGAAACAUGGCCGGUAAGAUUAGAGGAUAUCCGUAGGCUACUAGUAU